This is a messenger RNA of Phaeoacremonium minimum UCRPA7, 852 nucleotides long. Its product is annotated as putative cenp-o kinetochore centromere component protein. Lineage: Eukaryota; Fungi; Ascomycota; Sordariomycetes; Togniniales; Togniniaceae. Gene Ontology annotation, cellular component: Mis6-Sim4 complex; kinetochore. The record is from RefSeq and is a predicted model, not a curated record. The transcript has 2 exons. The coding region runs from base 1 to 852 and encodes 283 amino acids.
AUGGCAUCGACAGACUUAGACGACGAAAUCGCCGCGCUCGAGGCGCGAGCCGAGACCCUCAAGAAGCAAGUCAAACUCGAGGCAUCAACACUCCUAUCAAACAUCACCGCGAGCGAGCUCCUCAACGGUCUGUCAAAGCGUGCCCUCAGAGACCAUAAGGAUGUCCAGGCCUACGCACAGCAGCAGGAAGCCUACAAACAGCAGUGCCUCUACCGCGCAUGCGCCAGCAUCACCACCUUCAAGGUGCGCGACCCGGAUCCGAACGCGGUGGACGGCGGCAAGGUGCUGGGCGUGCGCAUCGAGGUCAUGAACCGCGCAAAGUUCAUCCGGCCUUACUAUGUGCUCCUGAACCGACCGUACGGCGACAGUCGCGGCUUGCGUGUGCACAGGCACACAGUGCCGCCGUGCAUUCCGCUCUCGGGACUCGCGGCGCGGUACCUGCCGCCUCCUGCGAGAGCGGAUGAUGGCGAGCAGCAACGGAGCGCAAAGAAGCAGGAUCUCGCGCGGUUUGUGAGGACGCUGAGACGGGAGAUUGUCAGAUAUCACAAUCGCAUUGCGGUCAUUGCAGAUCUCCGCAAGGCCGUUGGACUCGACGCCAAGAAGAAGAAGGGCAGGAAGAGCCUCGAUGAGAGCCCAUUGGUGGACAUCAGCGCCGCAGACCCGGAGGCAAAGCAAAUCAAGGUCGAGUGGAGAGACGGCCGGACAGGACGUCUCAUUAUCGGCGACGAUGGAGAGGUUGUCAAGCUGCUCGUGUUUGAAGGACAAAGCCGUGAUCGCGAUGCAACACGGGAGCUGCUGGGCGAAGGCACAGCAAGGUUGGAGGACUUGGCCAAGAAGAUGGGGGCUGUUUGA